UGUCUCUCUCCGUCUCCCUCUUCACUUUCUCUUUCUAGAAAAGCAUUCGGGUGAGUCGAUUUCUGCCUUAUGAUCCAUCUAAAUUCUGUAUUUCUAGCUAAAAACAGCAAAUUUUGUGUCACGGAGCUCAUCGUUGGUUUGUUCUUUUCAAUUCCGUGAAUUAGAUACAGGGUGUGUAUGAUUAUGAAUUUAGUUGAUGGGUUUCCGGUUUUAGUUUUUGGUUUUGACCUGAAUUGUUGAAUUUUUGAUUUGUUAUUUUGUUUCUUCAACCUUAUAAAAUAGAUACAGGGUGUGUAUAAUUGUCUCUGUUCGUAUUAAGUGUUUGGUUAUCCCUUUUUCAGUCGUAUGUGUAUAAUUUAGGUUUUCUUAACGAUCCUUUACGUAUAUAAUCUGCUAUAGUAGUUUUCAGGAUCUCUUAAGAACUUUUAUUUGGUUAGCAAAAUUUCGAAGUUUGUUUUCAUGAUGAUUGAUAUCUUUAGAGAAUCAGGAGGGAGGUGUGUACGUUUGAUUUGUUUUUUAUUGUAUAAGCAUUUAUGCUAUUGAGUUGAGCUGUAUGAUCUACUUGUAUAAAUGAUUGUUUUUUGAUUGUUACUAGUCUUGAUGCUUGAGAUUGAAGGCAGAAAUAGGUUUCAAUAAUGUUGAUUAGACUAGGGUUGAUGUUGCUAAAAUGAAUCAAUGAUGAGGUGUUUUUAAGCUGGUCUUCCUAAAUUUAUUCCCUUAUUGAUUGCUUAAUAAUGUAGCUCAGUGUAGAUUUCCGCAUUGAAGAAUGUCGGGUGGGGGAACUCAAAACAGUUUACGAAAAGCUCUUGGAGCAAUUAAGGACAGUACGACUGUCAAUAUAGCUAAAGUUAGUAGUGACUACAAGGAAUUGGAUAUAAAUAUUGUGAAGGCUACGAACCAUGUUGAGCGCCCGGCAAAAGAAAAGCAUAUACGUGCUAUAUUUGCAGCUAUUUCAGCUACAAGACCUCGAGCUGAUGUCGCUUAUUGCAUACAUGCUCUUGCAAGAAGAUUGUCGAAGACACAUAAUUGGGCAGUUGCUUUGAAAACUUUAAUUGUUAUUCAUCGGGCCUUGAGGGAGGUGGAUCCCACAUUUCAAGAGGAACUUCUCAACUAUGGAAGGAGUAGAAACCAUGUGCUCAAUUUGUCUUACUUCAAAGAUGAUUCUAGUCCAAAUGCAUGGGAUUAUUCUGGCUGGGUUAGGACCUAUGCACUAUAUUUGGAAGAGAGGUUGGAGUGCUUCCGAGUCUUGAAAUAUGACGUUGAAACAGACCGCCCGAGAACAAAAGAUCUUGACACUCCUGAGCUGCUUGAACAACUACCAGCUCUGCAGCAACUUUUAUUUCGCGUUUUAGGCUGUCAGCCACAAGGAGCAGCAGUUCAUAACUUUGUGAUUCAGCUGGCACUUUCUAUGGUUGCCUCUGAAAGUAUCAAAAUCUACAACGCAAUUAGUGACGGUUCAGUGAAUUUGGUAGACAAGUUCUUUGAGAUGCAACGGCAUGAUGCUCUUAAGGCCCUGGAUAUAUAUAGGAGGGCUGGGCAGCAGGCCGAGAGAUUGUCUGAAUUUUAUGAGAUAUGUAAAAACUUUGACGUUGGACGUGGCGAAAGGUUCAUUAAGAUCGAGCAGCCUCCGUCUUCAUUUCUACAAACCAUGGAAGAAUAUGUGAAAGAAGCUCCUCGUGCUUCUACUGUUCGUAAAGAUCUGCAGGCAGUUGAUGACAAACCGAAAGGAAUUUUAGCCAUAGAAUACAAGAAAGAAGCAGAGGUUCCAGAGAAACGCUCACAAUCACCACCUCUGGCUGAGCCUGUGCCUGAACCAGCUCAAGUGGAAACUCCCAUUUCUGAACCACCACCAGAUUUACUGAGUUUGGAUGAUCCGGUUACAGAAGCCGCUGAAUUUGACGAGAAGAAUUCCAUGGCUUUGGCCAUUGUGCCUGUUGUUGACCCACCAGCUUCAACUCCCAUAACUUCAGUUAACGGAACCUCAGGAUGGGAGUUGGCCCUUGUAACUGCACCAAGCUCUAACGGGAGUGCCACAUCUGCAAGCAAACUGGCGGGAGGGCUGGACAAACUCACACUUGACAGCCUAUACGACGAUGCAAUCAGAAGAACCAACCAGAAUGUUAGCUACAACCCAUGGGAACAAAACCGGAUGGGUGGAGCCAUGAUGCCAUCACAGAUGGCACCAGACCCAUUCUACGCUUCCAACGCCAUAGCCGCACCACAAAACAUACAAAUGGCAGCCAUGGCUCAGCAACAGCAAGCUUUCUUGUUCCAGCAGCAGCAACAACAAAUGAUGAUGAUGGCUCCACCAUUGCCACAACAAAGUUCAAACCCCUUUGCCAAUCCAUAUGGGGCUACCCCCCACCCUUAUGGCUCAGGUGUGCCAGUUCAAUCCUAUAAUCCCUAUUCUGGUCUCAUAUAAAAAAAUCCUCAUAUUUUGCUCGAGAACUGGAGGCCGUCCAUCUUGUAGCUAGUCACAACUUUUCUCGGGCCAAAAACGUGUACAAGAUAAUUAGGAGUAGUGGUCUGCAUUGUUCAUUAUUUGCAAUCGAGGUACGGAAUAAUGAUUACAUUCAAAUUCUUUUCGUCAAUUUUUCGGAUUCUUUUAUGGUUUUCUUUUCUCUUCUUUUUAUUGAUGAAGAUAGAAAUAUUGUGUAAACCCUUUGAGAUUGUCUUAUGCACAUUCAUGUAUCAUAUAUAUAGUGAUUGAGUGGAGAUUCUUGGUAUAUGUUGUCUUA
Cynara cardunculus var. scolymus (artichoke) is the source of this 2738-nucleotide messenger RNA. Its product is annotated as putative clathrin assembly protein At5g35200. The record is from RefSeq and is a predicted model, not a curated record. The coding region runs from base 767 to 2422 and encodes 551 amino acids. The transcript is spliced from 15 exons. Gene Ontology annotation, cellular component: clathrin-coated pit; clathrin-coated vesicle. NCBI's taxonomy places the organism in Eukaryota, Viridiplantae, Streptophyta, Magnoliopsida, Asterales, Asteraceae. Gene Ontology annotation, molecular function: clathrin heavy chain binding; SNARE binding; phosphatidylinositol-4,5-bisphosphate binding. Gene Ontology annotation, biological process: vesicle budding from membrane; clathrin coat assembly; clathrin-dependent endocytosis.